AGCCCUUGGUGCUGCAGUGGGAGCAGGUGGCCCUGGGCUCCGCACCAGCGGCUUAAAACCCGGGGCUGGGCAGGCGCGUGGAGGUGAGCGGCAGCAGAGGCGAGCAGCGGCCUGGGCUCCCGGCUCCCAUGUGGCCCUUCCUGAGCCACACGCUCUUCCCGCCCCCCACCAAGGCCUGGCUCCAGACGGUCUCCUCGGACCCCGAGGCCCAGGGCUGGGGGGCUUGGACUGGGACGGAGGAGACCCCUCUGGAGCCGGCGCGUGGGGACGGGAGGGAGGCUGAGGAAGACGAUGACGGAGACUAUGGCUUCCUGCUGUCCCUGCUGGAGUCCGACAGCCUGGCCAAGGGCCCCGAACCUGACCAGGAGCUGGAGGCCAUCAGGCUGAAGCUGUGGACCAUGGAGCAGGCUCAGCAGGCACCGGAACAGCCCAGCCCACAGGCCAAUGCCAUGGAGGAAGAAGCAGCCAGGGCCAGGCAGCUGCUGAGCCCUGAGACUGUGGGCUGCCCUUGCCCCGGGGUCCCCAGGCAGAAGGUGGAGGCCGACCACAGAUCCAUCUACGUAGGCAACGUGGACUACGGCGGCACGGCUGAGGAGCUGGGGGCCCAUUUCCACCCCUGCGGGGAGGUACACCGUGUCACCAUCCUGUGCGACAAGUUCUCUGGCCACCCCAAGGGGUACGCCUAUGUGGAGUUCACCACCCAGCACUCGGCCCAGGCCGCUGUGGAGCUGGACGAGAGCAUCUUUCGGGGUCGCGUCAUCAAGGUGCUCCCCAAGAGGACCAACUUCCCAGGGAUCAGCUCCACAGACCGCGGGGGCUCCCGGGGGCACCUGGGCACCAGGGUGGCGCCAGGCCUGUGCGGCAGCCUCCAGGGCAGGCCCCGGGUCCGCCCUCGUGGGCAGGGCAGGGGACGCGGAAGAUUCUCCAUGUGGUUCUCGCCGUAUUGAGGGGACACCUGACUGCGUGGGCUCAGGGCUGGGUCAGGAGUCAGCAGCUGUGUCCCCAGGGGACUGCUUGUUCCAGAUAGGCUAGGUCUGCAGCCAC
Molecule: messenger RNA, 1044 nt
Organism: Chinchilla lanigera (long-tailed chinchilla)
Lineage: Eukaryota; Metazoa; Chordata; Mammalia; Rodentia; Chinchillidae
Gene: Pabpn1l
Product: poly(A) binding protein, nuclear 1-like (cytoplasmic)
Exons: 7
Coding region: 129-947 (272 amino acids)
Molecular function (GO): RNA binding
Source: RefSeq, a predicted model, not a curated record